This is a messenger RNA of Drosophila bipectinata, 4036 nucleotides long. RefSeq names its product cGMP-dependent protein kinase for (gene for). NCBI's taxonomy places the organism in Eukaryota, Metazoa, Arthropoda, Insecta, Diptera, Drosophilidae. The record is from RefSeq and is a predicted model, not a curated record. Gene Ontology annotation, biological process: protein phosphorylation. Gene Ontology annotation, molecular function: ATP binding; cGMP-dependent protein kinase activity.
CCAACUAAUUAAACCGCAAAGAUCGGAAUCUUAAAUGUGCGUGUGUGUGAUUACACUUGGCUCUUUGGCUCAUUAAAAGUGCAAAUUGUUUACGAGAAUUUUUUGCCAGCCUCUCCAAAGGGCUCCGGGCACUUGGGUGAGCGUGAUCUCCCUGGCGGCGGUUGAUCUGGAAAGCCGCCUGGAUGCGGUUCUGCUUCGAUCGGCUGUGCUUCGCAACUAAGCGGCCAGCCACCAACAACACCAAUACCAACAGUAGCUCCAAUGCACAAAACCACAAUCAUAGCACCACAGAUGCACCACCCACCACCCAAUUAGCAGCAGAACCAGCAGCACCAUCACCACCACCAGUCAGUAAUCUUUUCUAUGCCGAGUACCAGAAACUGCAGCCGGCGAUAAUCGAUCGGGACUGGGAUCGGGGCAGAGACACAAAGACCGAGGCCAAGCCGCCGGACAUAGACGUGGUGGGACAACAACCGCCGGAGAGCAUCACCGUACAACAACAGAUACAGGGACAGACAGAGGCAGUGACGGAGCAGCAGAUACAGCAGCCACAGAUACAGAUACAUCGCUAUCGCCGGCAUAGCAGUGCCGAAGAUCAGAAACCGACGAGGGCCGAUUCGAGCACGGAGGCGAUACGAAAAGCGGCCAGCAUGCAGCAGGAGCCGAACGCCAACUAUCAGUUCCCAACGGACUUGGGUCUGGUGAGCAUCGUCAAUAAUAAUAAUAAUACUACCCGGAAUCGGAUUGGUGGCGGGGGUAAUCCCAACAACAACAACAACAGCAGUAGCAACAAUAACAACAGUCUGGUGGGUGGCAUUGUGACCUUGCCAGCAACGGGUGGCCUUAUCGGAUUAGAGCACACGGCAUCGGGUCUGAGGCUGAUACCAGCACCGCCACCCCACUCGGAUGUGCUGACGCACACCCUAAUCUAUGGAACACCGCCCUCGGGCGCCCCUCAGCUGCACCAGGAUCCUCGUAGCCUGCUCCAUCAGCAGGAGCUGCAGCUGCAGCAGCGCUACCAGCAACUCCAGCAGUUGCAGGCCCAGACCCAGGGCCUGUACACCGCCCAGGGCAGUCCGGUGCUCUACCACCAGCAGAGUCCCGGUUCCAGUCAGCCGGUGGCCAUACCCGGGGCAGCCAGCUGCAACUCCCCCACCCAACUGCAGCCGCCCAACACCCUCAACCUCCAGCAGCAGAUGCAGGGAUUGCGGAUUUCGGGGUGCACGCCCAGCGGAUCGGCCGGCUCCGCCACACCCUCGCCGGUGGGACUUGUGGAUCCCACACACCCCAUGAUGAGCAACUACGUGGCGGCCACUCCGCAGGAGGAGCGCUUCAUCCAGAUCAUCCAGGCCAAGGAGCUCAAGAUCCAGGAGAUGCAGCGCGCCCUCCAGUUCAAGGACAACGAGAUAGCCGAGCUCAAGUCCCACCUGGACAAGUUCCAGAGCGUCUUCCCCUUCAGCCGGAGCAGUGCGGCGGGCUGUGCCGGCACGGGCGGCGGAGCGGGGGCGGGCGGCAGCGGCAGCGGGCCCAGCACCGCCACAGGUGCCACCCGCAAGUCCGGCCAGACCUUCCAGCGCCAGAGGGCCCAGGGUAUCUCGGCGGAGCCCCAAAGCGAGUCCUCCGUUCUGCUCGAGCACGUCAGUUUUCCAAAAUAUGACAAGGAUGAACGCUCCCGGGAACUCAUCAAGUCUGCCAUUUUGGAUAAUGAUUUCAUGAAGAACCUGGAUCUCACCCAGAUCCGGGAAAUCGUCGACUGCAUGUAUCCUGUCAAGUAUCCAGCCAAGAAUCUGAUCAUCAAGGAGGGCGAUGUGGGCAGCAUUGUCUAUGUUAUGGAAGAUGGCCGCGUUGAAGUCUCCCGCGAGGGCAAGUACCUCUCAACCCUGUCGGGGGCCAAGGUCCUGGGCGAACUGGCCAUCCUGUACAACUGCCAGAGGACGGCCACCAUCACCGCCAUCACCGAGUGCAACCUGUGGGCCAUUGAACGCCAGUGCUUCCAGACCAUCAUGAUGCGAACGGGUCUGAUCCGGCAGGCGGAGUACACGGACUUCCUCAAGAGUGUUCCCAUCUUCAAAGACCUGGCGGAUGACACGCUCAUUAAGAUCUCCGAUGUGUUGGAGGAGACCCACUACCAGCGAGGCGAUUAUAUAGUUCGCCAGGGUGCCCGGGGUGAUACCUUCUUCAUUAUUUCGAAGGGCAAGGUGCGGGUGACGAUCAAGCAGCAGGACACCCAGGAGGAGAAGUUCAUACGGAUGCUGGGCAAGGGUGAUUUCUUCGGCGAGAAGGCUCUUCAGGGCGAUGAUCUCCGGACGGCCAACAUUAUUUGCGAGUCCCCCGAAGGCGUCAGUUGUCUGGUCAUUGAUCGCGAGACCUUCAAUCAGUUGAUUUCGAAUCUGGACGAGAUCAAGCAUCGCUACGACGACGAGGGAGCCAUGGAGCGCAGAAAGAUCAACGAGGAGUUCCGGGACAUCAACCUCACGGAUCUCCGUGUCAUUGCCACCCUGGGAGUCGGUGGCUUUGGCCGUGUGGAGCUGGUCCAAACCAAUGGCGACAGUUCCCGGUCAUUCGCCUUGAAACAAAUGAAAAAGUCACAGAUUGUGGAGACAAGGCAGCAGCAGCACAUCAUGUCCGAAAAGGAGAUCAUGGGCGAGGCCAACUGCCAGUUCAUUGUGAAGCUGUUCAAGACCUUCAAGGACAAGAAGUACCUGUACAUGCUGAUGGAGAGCUGUUUGGGCGGCGAGCUCUGGACAAUUCUGCGGGACAAGGGCAACUUUGAUGACAGCACUACCCGCUUUUACACGGCCUGUGUGGUGGAGGCCUUUGAUUACCUCCACUCCCGGAACAUCAUCUACCGGGAUCUGAAGCCGGAGAAUCUGCUGCUCAACGAGCGGGGCUAUGUCAAGUUGGUGGACUUUGGUUUCGCCAAGAAACUGCAGACGGGCAGGAAGACCUGGACCUUCUGCGGCACUCCGGAGUACGUGGCCCCGGAGGUGAUCCUCAAUCGGGGGCACGACAUCAGUGCGGACUACUGGUCCCUGGGAGUGCUAAUGUUUGAGCUGUUAACAGGAACCCCUCCAUUUACCGGCUCAGAUCCCAUGCGUACCUACAACAUUAUACUUAAGGGCAUCGAUGCCAUCGAGUUCCCCCGGAACAUCACCCGGAACGCCAGCAAUCUUAUCAAGAAACUCUGCCGCGAUAAUCCAGCAGAGCGCUUGGGCUACCAGCGUGGGGGAAUCAGUGAGAUACAGAAGCACAAAUGGUUCGAUGGCUUCUACUGGUGGGGCCUGCAGAACUGCACUCUGGAGCCGCCCAUCAAGCCCACAGUCAAGAGUGUGGUGGACACCACGAACUUCGAUGACUAUCCGCCCGAUCCAGAGGGACCGCCACCGGAUGAUGUCACUGGAUGGGAUAAGGACUUCUAGGGAAGGAAUAUAUUCUAAGGAAUAAGAAGGAUUCGUUUCCAAGACGAUGCUCUCUAAAGAACGCUUCUGCUGCGGAUCAGAGAAACAAGCUAAUGAGGAGAUAUUGAUCUUAAGUGCGCCAUAAGUACGCCAAAGCCAACAGCAACAGUCAGCAGCUCGCAUCUGAAAGCUGCCAAAAAAACAAAAUAAUUAAAAAAUAGAAGGGAUAUGCAAGGAGUACCAGAGUACCAGCACAACACAAUCAUCCAUCGUCUUAGAUCUAAUUGGUAUCUUGUAGAUGCAUCUCCGUGAUGAUAGCCCCAUGAUGUGCAACGCAAUGAAUUUAUUAACGAGUUUAUAACUAUUAUUUUGUAGCAAGAGAAUGUGUCUAGUUCGUUUGGAAUUGAUAUAAAUUGUAAGUAGGUUUUUUUAGACUCUGUCUUCCCUGUUCAGAGGCCUGUUAGCCAUGUGCAUUGUGUAUAAAUUCUAUAUAUUUGUAUCUAUUACUAGUAACCUAACUAUUAUAUAUAAAUAUCAUUGUUAAUCUAUCGGAUGACGCACAAAAUACGAAACUUAUGAAUCGGGUUGCCUUAUAUAGUCUUUAAGAACAUUUCGAAGCAACACCUGACCAUACAUAC